GCGGGACAGACCUGUUCUAGACUCCUGAGUAUUCACGAAAUACAUCUGGUGGUAUUGAUACCGGAAUGGCUCCAUCUACCUGGCAAAAGGUCAAGAGCACCCUGCAGAUCAGUCAUGAUUACAAUGUCACUCCGGCUGGCAUAAAAUGGAGAAGCAACACUCUGUUCAUCGUUUCGACAGUCGCGGUCGGUCUCUUUACUGAUCUAUUCUUAUACGGCCUUGUUGUACCAAUUCUUCCGUAUAUGUUACAGGACCGGGUUGGUCUGCCAGAAAACCAGAUUCAAUCACACGUGGACGGACUGCUUGCCGCCUAUGCCGGGGCUUCCGUAGUCUUCUCGCCCAUUGCUGGAGUUUUAGCGGACAAAACCUCCACAAGGCAGGGCCCUUUUCUGCUUGGACUCGUGGCUCUGUCUCUCGCUACGAUCCUGCUCUUCCUAGGCUCCAGCGUCCCCGUACUGGUUGUUGCCAGAGUGCUGCAGGGCUGCUCUGCAGCAGUGGUCUGGACGAUCGGAUUGGCGCUUCUAAUCGAGACUGUAGGCCGCGAGAACUUGGGCAAGACUAUUGGAUCGAUCUUCAGCUUCAUCUCCGUUGGGAACCUGUUGGCUCCACUUCUGGGCGGCGUGCUUUACGACAAGACCGGAUAUGCAGGAGUGUUUGGAAUUGGUUUCGCUAUCUUGACUAUCGACUUCCUCAUGCGACUUUUGGUUAUCGAGAAGAAGGUAGCCCGCCGCUACAAUUUUACCGAGCCUGCUGAUGGCAGCGAGGAAGCAUCUGCUGUACACGACGAUGAUGAAGCAGCCCGCGGCGAAGAGGAACCUCUGCUCGGUAACAAGGCACAAAGCGAAUACUAUCGCAUUCCAGAUGAUCAACCGACUAUCGUCCGCAAGGUCCAGAUAUUACCAUGCCUCAAGAAUCCUCGCCUUGUUGCUGCUCUGGUAGUAGCCUUUGUGCAGGCAGCUCUGCUUGGGUCGUUCGAUGCUACCAUCCCCACGAUCGGUCAAGAAUUCUUCAACUUCAGCUCUUUGGAAGCCGGCAUCUUAUUUCUUCCUCUCGGUGGAUUCGAUCUGAUACUUGGACCUGUAUUCGGGUGGGCGGUGGACAAGUAUGGCACGAAAUUAGCUGCUGUGGGUGGUUAUACAUUUCUUGUGCCGUGCCUCGUCCUGCUUCGUCUUCCGCACGCCGGAGGGAAAGACCAGAUUAUACUAUAUGGCGCGCUACUAGGGCUGUGUGGAGUCGGUCUUGCGGCCAUCGGAGCACCUUCGAUUGUGGAAGCAGGAACCAUCGUAGAGAGCUACUACGAAGCCAACCCAGAGUUCUUCGGCAACGAGGGUCCCCCAUACUCCCAACUGUAUGGCUUGACUUCAAUGGUGUUCUCUGCGGGACUGGCAGUAGGUCCUGAACUGGCUGGCGAGUUCAAGCAGAUGAUCGGAUACGGAAACAUGAACAUAAUCCUGGCAGUCAUUUGUGGGUUCACGGCUGCCUUGUCUUUCUUCUACAUUGGCGAGAAACCAAAGGUACUUCAGAAACGGUGAUCAGGGCCUAUGGGUUAUAUAGACAGAUCAAAGUAGUGUGUACCUACCGGAUGAUGUACAGAUGUAGUAAAAUGAAAACAGAUUGAUAGUGGAAUUAAAGACGCCAAGACGCGCGCACGGC
This is a messenger RNA of Aureobasidium subglaciale EXF-2481, 1653 nucleotides long. RefSeq lists its product as uncharacterized. Gene Ontology annotation, biological process: transmembrane transport. The record is from RefSeq and is a predicted model, not a curated record. The coding region runs from base 66 to 1532 and encodes 488 amino acids. NCBI's taxonomy places the organism in Eukaryota, Fungi, Ascomycota, Dothideomycetes, Dothideales, Saccotheciaceae. The transcript has a single exon. Gene Ontology annotation, molecular function: transmembrane transporter activity.